Molecule: messenger RNA, 2366 nt
Organism: Siniperca chuatsi (mandarin fish)
Lineage: Eukaryota; Metazoa; Chordata; Actinopteri; Centrarchiformes; Sinipercidae
Product: transforming growth factor beta-1-induced transcript 1 protein-like
Exons: 12
Coding region: 284-1711 (475 amino acids)
Source: RefSeq, a predicted model, not a curated record
GAACCACAUUUAUUUAACUACGCCUUCUCCAGUCUGAGGUCCUGGUAGGCAUUACACAGUGUAGGAAAAAGAAACGGGACGCCCUCCUCCUCCUCUUCCUCCGCCUCCUCCGCCUCUCUCCGCGGAUAACGGUGUGCAAGAAGUUAUUCGGGACCGACGCAGACAAUAGCACCGAGGCGGUUUUAUCUUGCGGGCUUUGAUACACGUCCAUCGCUACUUAUUAAUGCUGUCCGCGUCCCCAGUGUGUCACACAAAGAGGAAAACACUCGGCUGAAAUCAUAUCAUGGACGAUCUGGGAGUGCCUGAGCCACCUAACUACCCUCUCAGUCCUCGUAUUGUUGUGUUUGAUGCGCUCCUCGCUGAUCUGGAGAACACCGGCUCUCCUCUAGCUCGGUGUCCUGUCCUGCUCACUUCUGAUCCUCCACAAAAUGCUGAUUCUGCCAUAGAGGACACCCCCCAAACCCGGCCACCUCCACCUGCCUACACCCCACAGCAGACUGUUUCUGCUGCAAUGAAAUCUACCCAGAACUCCAACCCAGACAAAUUAUACAGCACGGUGUGUAAACCACGCUCUCCCCGCACAACAGAUCCUCCUCCAGCCUUCUCCUCUACCUCGCUGUUGGGAGGAGGUCUGAGUGAACUGGACCAUCUGUUACAGGAGCUGAACGCCACCCAGUUCAACAUUACAGAUGAGAUCCUGGCCCAGUUCCCUUCUUCGAAGAAAGACGACAGGGACAAGAUUAAGGAUAAGGCCACGACCUCCUCCUCCAGCCCUGCAAAGCCUUCAGCAACAUCAGCCACACUGGAACUGGACAAACUGAUGGCUUCCCUGUCAGACUUCAGAGUCCAGAGCACACCAGCUGCACCUGUCAGUCCAGUGGUGACAGCACCACAGCAGCCGACCCCCCCACCACAGCCCUCAUCCGGCGGCUCAUUGGACAGCAUGCUGGGGUUGCUUCAGUCAGACCUGAGCCGACAAGGAGUACAAACAUCCUCCAAGGGAAACUGUUCAGCUUGUCAAAAGCCAGUAGUAGGACAGGUGGUAACGGCUCUUGGAAAGGUGUGGCACCCAGAGCACUUUGUGUGCACUGAGUGCGAGACAGAGUUAGGCAGUCGCAACUUCUUUGAGAAGGAUGGACGGCCGUACUGCGAGUCGGACUACUUCACCCUCUUCUCCCCUCACUGUGCACAAUGCAACAAGCCCAUUCUAAAUAAAAUGGUCACCGCUCUGGAUAAGAACUGGCACCCAGAGUGUUUCUGCUGUGUUAAGUGCAGCCGGGCGUUUGGAGAGGAAGGUUUCCAUGACCGUGAGGGCCAGCAGUACUGCCAGCAGUGCUUCUUGACUAUGUUUGCUUCCCGCUGUCAAGGCUGCAGCCAGCCCAUUCUGGAAAACUACAUCUCAGCUCUCAACUCUCUCUGGCACCCGCAGUGCUUCGUAUGUAGGGAGUGCUACAGCCCCUUCGUCAACGGCAGCUUCUUCGAACACGAGGGUAACCCACUGUGUGAGGCCCACUACCACCAGUCCCGCGGCAGCAUGUGUCAGGCCUGCCAGCAGCCGAUUCUUGGCCGCUGCGUCACCGCCAUGGGGGCCAAAUUCCACCCCCACCACCUCGUGUGUCACUUCUGCCUGAAGCCCCUGAGCAAAGGCUGCUUCAAGGAGCAGGAGAACAAGCCCUACUGCCACCCCUGCUUCAUCAAACUCUUUGGUUGAGGACACAGCAGGACUUUGCCCCCUCCCCCUCUUAUGGGUCACCAAGUGAAGGAGCUGUAUGACUCUGAGUUCUCAAUUUGUUUGUUUGUUUUUUACUGUGGGAAUGAGGGUGGAGCUGGUCUCUUUCUUGGUUUUAAGAAUAUUAGAGUUGGUAGAGGGAAGGGAAUAAAAAGAGAAUCAUCCAACCCAAUUCAUUUCAGUUUAUUUCACAAAAAAGUGGACUGCAUUUCGACUGGCAGUGUGAAAUAUAACUCUAGCAAUGGUUAGACAGAUACAAAAUGAUGCCAAAUGAUUUUGUCAUGUAUGUAAAUCUUUUACAUACUGUAUUGAUUCAAAUUGAAUAUUGAAAAUUUAAUUAUUUUGCCAAAGGUAGAAAAGAAACAGUACAUUGAGAGCAAAUUUAUUGUUUCAGUGAAUGACUUGUACUGUUGUGCAAGGAAAUCCCCUUUAAUAUAUUUGCUAUAUAUUGCAAAAAGUAUAAGUGCCACUGCAAUUGCAUUUAUAUAUUGUAUGCUGACUGCUAUAUAUGUGUUGUGUAACAAACUAAGCUGUCAUAUGUUUAAUGUCAGAUAUUUUGCAUUAUUCUUCCACUGUUGCUCCAUGCAAUUUACCAAAAACAAUUCCAAAGAAUAAAAUAAAGGAGAACACAAAUUGU